Pichia membranifaciens NRRL Y-2026 is the source of this 2400-nucleotide messenger RNA. RefSeq lists its product as hypothetical. The transcript has a single exon. The record is from RefSeq and is a predicted model, not a curated record. Lineage: Eukaryota; Fungi; Ascomycota; Pichiomycetes; Pichiales; Pichiaceae. The coding region runs from base 1 to 2400 and encodes 799 amino acids.
AUGUGGCACCAGAGAGCAUCGCCGUCGCCAAGCACGACGUUCUACCGAAGCUCUGGCGAAUACACAUCGUCUUCGAGCAACGAAUACUCUUCCUCCAACACCGCGUUUGACAGCGACACCGAGAAGAACGGACUCCACUCCCCAGAGGGAUACAGCCUCGGCUUUACAGACAACUACGACCGGCACUCCGGUGUCGGCAAGAGAUGGAGGUCUCCCCGCUUGAAACGCACGGUCAACAGAGGUCGCAGCCGCCUCAAACGUCUGCUAUGCCUCGACGCUCUGCAGCAGGGGGCCUGCUAUAAGUUUCUGCUGCUGCUGAAGCUCCGCUUGCACUGCUACCUCAACAAGAAGGUGUUGUGCGUCCUGAUCAUCACGUCGGCAUUGGUUGUCUCUCUGCUACAGAUGUACUCGCCGCUCGCAUACUACAAGCCGCGGUCCAAGUGGUCGUAUCUUGUCGAAAACAGGCACGAUUUUGUGUCGGACUCCAAGGUGCUCGAUCUGUUGGAGUACCUGUCGGAAAACAAGCGUCUCCACGAGAAGUACCUCUUGCGACGCGACUACAAGGACCGCCGCAUCACCCCCGCCCGCUACUUGACGCACUUGCGGACGCACAUCAACGAGACCGGCGGCACGUUGAGCGAAUCGUUGCGAUACGGCUUCUCGUGGCAGGACUGGGUCGACUUCGAUGAGAGGCUGCUGCCGAACAUGGACUUCCUGCUGACGCACAACGGUCUGCCGAUCUCCGGCUGCUCCCAAUUCGAGUCCGAGAUCGGGUUCCCGCGCGACAACCACUUCAAGAGGGACUUCCUGCCCAACUGCACGGAUUUGACUCCGGCGGAGAUCGCCGCCUUGGCCAACCCGAACUACCCCCACUUCAGGGCCACGGCUCCCUUGGACAACUUGGGGCUCCCCAUCGAGGCCCGCAUUGUGCACGGCGCGACCUUUUUGUACCACCACCAGCCGCCACCACAACGGUUGAUUUUCGUGGAUGGGGUCAGCAACACAGACCUCGUUGUCCCCGUGGUACAUAAGGAGCCUGCUCCCCCGCCCAAGGAUCCCCGGAGCCUCGAGCCCGUGAGCGAGCUCAUGGCGCAGGUUGUCGCCGGGCUCCCGCCGGCGGAGAGCGACUGGUUCAACCGAGCCGUUGCCGUGGACGUGGCGAGGGUCAACAGGAACGGAGGCUCGGCGCCGAAGCUGGCGCUCACUGCGGCCGACUUUGCAAACCCGGAGAACCUGACGCAGAUCCAGGCGGCGUUGCCCGGCUUCGGCGAGGCCGGGACGCUCGAUGCUGUGCUCCACGACAGCAUUGCGGGGCAGCUGGCAGCGCACCCCGGCGCCGACUACCCGAAGUACUUCCACGAGCCCCGGCUGGCCGACAGCCGCAUCGGCGGCUCGCACUACGACUGGCGCUUCUUCAACAUCAAGGAGGUCGACAACGAGUACAAGCGGCUGUCCACGCUCAGCCGCCUGAUGCGUGCCUGGUUGCGCUUCACCAACAACGAGCGGCUCCCCACCUGGCUUGCCCACGGCACGCUCUUGGGCUACUCCUUCAACGGCUACAUGCUCCCCUGGGACUUUGACCACGACGUGCAGCUGUCCGCAGCCGCCAUGUGGCGGCUCGCGCGCGACUACAACAACACGCUUGUCGUGGACUGCACCGCCGGCGACGGCCGGGCCGCCGCCGGCCAGGGCCACUACUUGCUCGACGUCAGCAGCAACUUCUUCGACCGCCGCCGCGGCAACGCCAACGGCAACAACGCCAUCGACGCCCGCUUCAUCGACGUCCACACCGGCAUGUACAUCGACAUCACCCUGGUCAGCACCGUUGCCGACAAGCACGCCGCCCUCCGCCGCGACGUGCCCGGCUACGACAAGGUGCUCCGCCGCGAGCUUUUCCGCCUGCUGGCCCAGCAGCGACUUGCCCUCGACGGUCUCGCGGACGACGAUUCCCCCGGCGGCACGCUGCUUGCGUGCCGCAACCACCAUUUUUACCGCCUGGCCGAGCUGCUGACCCUGGAGCGCCGGCGCUUUGAGGGCGAGCAGGCGUGGGUGCCCGCGGCGUGGGCCGACGUGCUCGACCGCGAGUUCCCGCGCCGGCACACGGCCUGGCGGCACGAGGGCUACACCUGGCGGAGCGAGCUGGCGCUGUGGGUGGCGGACCGGCGGUGCGGGCGGGCUGCGCUGGACCGCGGCGGCGACAGCUGCGCCGGGGACCGCUUUGUGGCCGCGAUGAGGGCGAUGCUGCAGUUUGGAGAGCAGCAGGAACAAGAAGGAGCCGGGGUGGGGCCGGUGCUGCCCGAUUGGGAGGCUGUGGCGGCGGCGGAUCUGGAGGCGGCCGAAAUAGGCAGUAGCCGCCGCGGAGAGACAGCGGGGGAGGGCAGGAGGGAAGCACAGCUAUAA